AUGGUUGGCAAAGACGAAGCAAAGCGACAGAGUUUCUAUGUGGUGUAUGUACCGGAAGAUGAGAAUAAAGAUCUCGAGGAGUGGGCAAUUAAGCUACCGGCAGACAAGGAGGAGCAGCUAGGUUGUUUAACGGAACGGCUACGCGAGCAUUUCAAGGGCGGAAGCACUACCGUGUUCAAGCAACAGCAAGAGGAAACUUUCAAGCAACAACUGCUUGCCCAAUUACCCAAGGGCGCCGCACUUACCGAUGAGAUGAUGAAGAUGAUGCUUCAGAUGGAUAGUCUUGUGGACUCAAUUCCGCUUGUGCUGAAUACGUCGGACGUCAAACAUAUGAUGGAAGUUAAGGGUGAUGCUUUCAUUGGACGGGUCUUUGAUAACGAUGACGAUUUUGUGCGUAUGGACUUCCGGUUGAGCGAGGUAUCAGGUAGUGCACAGUGGAUGCAGGUGGCAAAACUUCAGUCAAAUGCCGCAGUGGCGCGUAAUGGAGGAGAAGCAGCGGGCGGUAUGCUGACCCGUGCUAAGGCUCCGAGCAAGAUGAUGUUGCCCGGCUCGAUUCAGCGUAUAUGUGGAGCUGACCGGUGCUCAAAAAACGGCUUGCUACGUUGCUCGCGAUGCAAGGCGCAAUUCUACUGCAGUAUGGAAUGCCAGAAGAUAGAUUGGAAGCUGCACAAAGUUGGAUGCAGUAAGUAG
Peronospora belbahrii is the source of this 690-nucleotide messenger RNA. NCBI's taxonomy places the organism in Eukaryota, Oomycota, Peronosporomycetes, Peronosporales, Peronosporaceae. The record is from the annotation of a GenBank genome assembly.